AUGGAUUUCAUGAUAAAACUCUUCGUCUCACUAUUACUCUUCUUUUUCUCUUCUCUCCUCUUUGGAGAAAUCAAUGGAGUUGAGAGUUCAAAUCAUCAUCAUCAUUAUCACUUGUACAGUCCAAAGAAGCUGUUUGUGUUCGGAGACUCUUAUGCCGAUACCGGAAACACAAAGGAGCCUCGCGCUGUGUCAUGGAGAAUCCCUUACGGUAUCACUUUCCCCGGUAAACCCUCUGGCCGUUUCUCUGACGGCCGAGUCUCCACCGAUUUUUUAGAUUACGCGGGAGAGAAACGGUUACAAUACGGAAUGAAUUUUGCUUACGGAGGAACAGGAGUCUUCAACACUCAAGUUACAUUUCCCAAUAUGACCACUCAGAUCAAUCUCUUCGAGCAGCUCCUCGGCGAUGUCUACUCUCCAUCUGACCUUUCUUCUUCCCUCGCUCUCGUCAGCGUUGCUGGCAACGACUACUCCGACUACCUCUCCCUAAAUCUCUCCAUAGCUGCCAUCCCAGCAUUCAUAAAUCAAGUGGUGGAUCAAACAGAGGUGAAUUUGAGGCGAAUCCAUGCAUUGGGAGUCAAAAAGAUUGUCGUACCAACGCUGCAACCGCUCGGAUGUCUCCCACUCUACACCCUCUCCGCCUCGUUCCAGGGUUGCAACGACACUUUUAACACGUUGGUUAGCUACCACAACAGCUUGUUGCUGCAAGUAGUGGCCAAGCUCAACAACGAGACCAAUCAUUCCACUUUCAUCGUCUUUGAUUUCUAUAACGCCUUCUUGACCGUUUUCAAGAACAAAGGAGAAUAUCCAGGGAGUACGAAAUUUGAAACACCGUUGAAACCGUGUUGCGAAGGAAGUUGUGGGCAUGUGGACGAGGAGGGUACGGAGAAGUAUAUAUUAUGUGAUGAUCCAGAGUCUGCUUUCUCUUGGGAUGGACUUCACCCUACUCAGGAAGGAUGGAAAUCUGUUUACUCGGUUUUAAGCAAAAAUCUAACCUCGUCUUUGAUUAAACCGUAA
Messenger RNA from Microthlaspi erraticum, 1014 nucleotides. NCBI's taxonomy places the organism in Eukaryota, Viridiplantae, Streptophyta, Magnoliopsida, Brassicales, Brassicaceae. The record is from the annotation of a GenBank genome assembly.